GCCUCUGUCAAUCAGACUGUUGUAGUUAAAUCUCCCUCCACUAUUGAGGUGAAACACUCCAAAAACAAGCCUGUUGCCUCUGUCAAUCAGACUGUUGUAGUUAAAUCUCCCUCCACUGUUGAGGUGAAACACUCCAAAGACAAACCUGUAGCCUCUGUCAAUCAGACUGUUGUAGUUAAAUCUCCCUCCACUGUUGAAGUGAAAAACCCCAAAGACAAGCCGGCUGCUAAUGCAAUUCACACUCCUCUGUCAACACCAGCAAAGGCUGCAGCAGCAUCAGCAAGUGGCACUGCAGCUGAAAAAGUAACGGUCACAGCUUCUGCUAAUCGGCCCACUGUAACCAAGGCUCCCAUCAACACCAACACCACCAAAGAAAAGCUUGCCCCUUCACAACCCCUGAAGGUGGUGAUCAGUGAUGGCUGUGACUCAAACAAAGCCAAUGAGCGGGAGCUGAAGGUGAAGCCUGGCACACCUCUGGUGAUGACGCAUAAGAUAAGCUUGAUGCCUGGUGGGUGCGAUGGGCGAUGUGAAACUGAGUUGGCUGCACUGAUUGGACGAGUGGCCCGACUGGAAAAAGAGAUGUCCCAGCUGAAAGAUAAUUGUCCAUGUUCUGCAAAUUGUCCAAAUGACUGUAGCGGAAAUGGGGAAUGUGAGAAGGGUAAAUGUAUCUGUCAUCAGGGGUUCGUGGGUCCAAACUGCAGUAAGUGUGCCCAAGGAAUCGAAUGUAACAAAAAAACUACCAAAGGUAAAGCCAAGGAAACAGUUGAGGCAGUGACCCUACAGAAAAUGGACCAGAAGAAAGAAACUGAAGCUAAAGAGUCUGACGGCAAACUGAAAGUGACCACUAUUGCUAAACUAGCUCCUGUUAGAACACAAGCACAACAAGAAGUUUCUGUCAAGAAAAUAACAACAAAAGGUUCCCCAAGUGUUACCAAGACCAGUCGCCCAACGGUUGCUCAAGUUCUCCUGAAACAUGAGGGAAGAAAGCAAGAAGAGGCCCGCAAAGGCAAAAUAGUCCUGGCCUCUAAAAAGGUUCUCCAAAAAACUGACCUCAAAAUUGUUAAGGUAGGAACUGCCAGUAAAAUGUACCGUAAACCUGACCAACUUAAAGAUGAGCCUCAAACCAAUGUAACUCAGGCCAAGGUCAAUAAAUUUAAUGUCACAGCUAAAAUUGUGACCAUUUUGUCCAAGAGCAUGGGAACAAACAAAACCAGAGCAGGGAAGGAGACCCUGGAACAGUCCACACUGGCUGAUAAGAAUGCAACUCAGUCAUCUGGACCUAAACAAAUCAAGAUAAUUAAAUUAGAGAAUACAAAUGUGCAAUCUAGUGUCAACAGAAACAAUGAAGCUGCAAUGGAGAAAGUUACACAGAGGAGUCAGUAUGUAGUGAAUGCAACCAUUGCUGCAACGACAGAUGAGGCCCGAGCUCUGCUAAACAAAACAGGUAUUCAUGGCCCUGGGAUGAGCAGGAGGGUAGGUGGAUCUGGAUUAGGGUCUGUGAAGAUUGUGAACAUCUCUUCCUCCAGUUUUACCCUCACAUGGUUAGCACCACAAAGGAUGUUCAAAAAUUUCUCUGUGAUCAGAAGAGAGCCUCGCACAGAGGGCGAUGAAGAUGACCAUGAGGACUUUGAAGAGGAACCUCUUGGAUUAGACAAGGCCUCUGUAGCUAAGAACCCAGCUGAGGUCCAGGUACAGACUGAUAGCCCAGAAAUAGCUAUUUCCUCUGGUAAAAUUACUGGAUCAAGAGGUAAAACUGAAACCAAGAGGAUCUCCAUGGUGGUUCCUGGCAAUGUACGCUUGGUGGAAUUCAGUAACCUCCGGGCUAACACGCGCUAUUCCCUGUACAUAUAUGGUACCAGUGCUGAGAGACAAUCAAAGAUGCACAGAGUUGUUGCAGUUACUGGUCCUGAGCCAGCCACAAAGAUGGUUUUCAGCAAUGUAACUGAGUCUUCUGUCACUGUGGCCUGGACCAAACCAAAGACCACAUUCACAGGCUUCAGGGUCACCUAUACCAACAUUAUCACAGGGGAGAGCCGUUUUGUUGUCAUGGACUAUCAGCAGUCUUAUAUAGUCUUGUCCAAGCUGUCUGCUGGAUCCUCCUACAUUAUUUCUAUAAAUACUACACAAGGCAGAGGCCAGAGUGAUGCCCUCAUGUCCAUAAUCACCACAGUGCCUGCCCCUCCAACACAUCUACAAGUUGCCAAUGUGACAGACACCAAAGCUGUGCUGCAGUGGACACCCAGUCUGGGGAAAGUAGACCGCUUCAUUAUCAGCUAUGAGUCCUCCAAGACUCCUAAUGUGACAGUGACAGUGAUGCUGUCUGGUAACUCAGUAGAGCACCAGCUGAAAGGUCUGCAAAGAGGCACCUUGUACAGAGUCAAAGUACUGAGCCAGAAGGACAGUCUCCAGAGCAUGGCCAUCUCAACUACCUUUACCACAGCUAAUGUGGUUAAAGCCAGCGAGGUGGGCGCUCGCUCUGCAGUGAUAACUUGGAAAAAUGUUGCCGUUGUCUAUCACAGCUACAGAGUGAUUUAUCAGAUGGCAGGGGGAGAGACAAGGGAAGUGAUCCUGGACUCAACGGUCACUGAGUAUAAGUUGACGGGGCUGUUGUCCAUGUCACGCUAUAAAGUUCUGGUACAAGGCGAGAGAGAUGGACACUACACAUCUCUUGUGACAACAGAAUUCAUCACAGGAAAACUUCGAUUCCCUUUCCCAACUGAAUGCUCUCAGGAGCUGCUGAAUGGUGCUCUGCAGUCUGGGGAAGUGGACAUUUACCCACAAGGAAAAGAAGGACAAGCUGUCAGAGUCUACUGUGACAUGGAGACUGACGGAGGUGGCUGGACGGUGUUUCAGAGGAGGAUGAAUGGAAAGACAGACUUCUACAGAACCUGGAAUGAAUACAGAGCUGGCUUUGGAAACCUGAGUGAAGAGUUUUGGCUUGGAAAUGAACUUCUUCACAACCUGACCAGCAUCGGCCCUGUGAGUCUGAGAGUGGAUAUGAAAUCUGGAAAUGAAACAGCUUACGCUCAGUACUCCAACUUCUCUAUUGAUUCAGAGGGGAGGCACUAUAGUCUAACAGUGUCCGGCUACUCAGGCAUUGCAGGUGACUCUAUGAGGUAUCAUAACGGACGUCCAUUCUCAACCUGGGACAAAGAUGCUGAUCCUCUGGGGAUCCACUGUGCCAGGGCCUACAUGGGAGGCUGGUGGUACAAGAACUGCUACAAGACCAACCUCAAUGGUCUUCACGGCAUCAACAGCAAUAAUCAGGGAGUAGUGUGGAUAGACUGGAAAGGAAAAGACUCCUCCAUUCCGUUCACUGAGAUGAAGUUCCGACCAUCCCGGUUCUCUCCUGCAACUCAUGGCUAAGGAUUCACACCAAUCUCACAUCUGAUAAAUGUGAUACAUAAGUCCAGAGGAGAGUGGACGUCACAGUUGCUGCAUGUCCCUUUCAAAGAGAAAUUGCAGGGGUCUCGACAACUACAAUGACAGCUAUCACUACAUUUGAUUCAGUGUGUAUAAAUUAUACCUAAAGAGUGGAAAAUGAUUUGUAAUUGCAACUUUUGUAUAUGGUUCGCCUGUUCUGCCUGACCGGCUCAUUUCAACACAGGUUUGACUGUAAUGUCUUGCCAUGCCGUGGUACGCCACUCCACAACUACUGUAAUUAAUAUGCACUGUCUCACACCAUUGGAAUAAAUGUGGCUAUUGUGGGCCUGAAGGGUU
Molecule: messenger RNA, 3720 nt
Organism: Solea senegalensis (Senegalese sole)
Lineage: Eukaryota; Metazoa; Chordata; Actinopteri; Pleuronectiformes; Soleidae
Gene: tnxba
Product: tenascin XBa
Exons: 14
Coding region: 481-3366 (961 amino acids)
Molecular function (GO): protein binding
Source: RefSeq, a predicted model, not a curated record